AUGUAUGUCUCAAAGACUGGUGGAAUUCGCUACUGUGGAAUGGAUUAUACGAAAGUUCUCAACAUUAGUCUCCAGUCAGAUUAUAUGCUCAAAAAGCUCUCUGUUUUAAAUGCAGGUAAUCCAAGGACAUUUGAUCCAAAUUUCAAGGGCCCUGUUGCCAACAGGAAUUGUACAGAUGUUCUGUGCUGCAUAAUCUUCAUGCUGUUCAUUAUUGGCUACAUUCUUUUAGGACUUAUAGCCUGGGUACAUGGCGACCCCAGGAAAGUGGCUUUUCCUACAGAUAGCCAAGGCCACUUCUGUGGCCAGAAGGGCACCCCCACUGAGAAUAAGAGCAUUUUGUUUUAUUUUAACCUGUUCAGCUGUACCAGUCCCUCUGUGAUGGUAAACCUACAGUGCCCUACUACACAGAUCUGUGUCUCCAAGUGCCCAGAAAAAUUUUUAACUUAUGUGGAAACACAAUUUCCGUACAAAAAAGACAAAAGAUCUUGGACAUACUUUAGCCAGUUCUGCAAGUCUCCUUUUUCAAAGCCUGAAAAGACUCUCUCACAAAUGGUAAUGGAUGACGAUUGUCCAACAGUGAUUUUUCCAAGCAAACCUCUUCUCCAGAGAUGUUUCCCUGACUUCUCCUAUAUAAAUGGCACUUUGACAGUAGGAAAUAAGACAAUGUUUGAAGAUGGGAAGGGAAGAACAAGAAAUGCUGCAGAACUCAGGACAGCUGCAAAGAGUAUCAAUAAAAUCCUUGAUGCAAAGGCAAUUGGAGUGAAAGUGUUUGAAGACUAUGCAACAACUUGGUACUGGAUUCUCAUUGGCCUGACAAUUGCCAUGCUUCUCAGUUGGAUAUUUCUGAUACUCUUGAGGUUCACAGCUGGAUUCCUUUUCUGGGUCUUCAUGUUGGGUGUGAUUGGAAUUAUAGGUUAUGGAAUAUGGUACUGUUACCGGGAAUACAGCAAUCUUCAGGGACACCAAACUUCUCACUUAACUAUAUAUGACAUCGGGAUUCAGAGUGAUAUAAGCACCUACUUUCAACUGAGACAAACAUGGUUCAUAUUUAUGAUAAUCCUCAGCAUCCUCGAAGUGUUUAUCAUCCUCAUGCUGAUCUUCCUUAGGAACCGAAUUCGCAUCUCCAUCGCCCUGCUGAAGGAAGGGAGCAAAGCCAUUGGAUAUGUCCCUAGUACAUUAGUUUAUCCAGUUUUAACUUUCAUUCUCCUCUCAAUCUGCAUUAGCUACUGGGCCGUGACAGCAGUUUACUUGGCUACAUCAGGAGUACCCAUAUAUAAAAUCAUAGCCCCAGAUGGGCAAUGUAAACAUGAAAAUAAAACCUGUGACCCAGAGAUUUUUAAUACAACUGAAAUUUCCAGAGCUUGCCCCGGAGCUCAGUGUAUCUUUUCUUUCUAUGGCGGAAAGACCCUGUACCAUCAAUACAUCAAUACCCUCCAGAUGUUCAAUCUGUUCGUUUUUCUCUGGCUUAUAAACUUUGUCAUUGCAUUGGGUCAGUGUGCCCUUGCUGGUGCCUUUGCUUCUUAUUACUGGGCCUUGAAAAAACCUGAAGACAUCCCACCAUAUCCACUUUUCACUGCAUUUGGACGAGCCAUACGAUAUCACACAGGAUCCCUAGCAUUUGGAUCUUUAAUUCUUGCAUUAAUUCAAAUGAUUAGAAUAAUACUAGAAUACUUGGACAAACGUUUUAAAGAGUCUCAGAACAACAUUUCUAAAUUUCUACAAUGCUGCCUGAAAUGCUGUUUCUGGUGUUUGGAAAAAGUGGUGAAGUUUUUGAACAGAAAUGCCUAUGUUAUGAUUGCAAUACAUGGCAAAAGCUUCUGCAGGUCAGCAAGAGAUGCUUUCAAUCUGCUGAUAAGAAAUAUUUUAAAAGUUGCAAUUAUGGAUAAAGUUACAGACUUUGUACUCAUCCUGGGGAAAAUGCUAGUUGCUGGGUGUAUAGGUAUCCUGGCCUUUUUACUCUUCACACAAAGAAUCCCAAUGAUUCUAGAAGGACCAACAUCUUUAAAUUACUACUGGGUACCUUUGCUGACAGUCGUUAUUGGAUCUUACCUAAUUGCACAUGGGUUCUUCAGUGUCUAUGCAAUGUGUAUUGAUACACUUUUCAUCUGCUUCUGUGAAGAUCUGGAAAGAAAUGAUGGAUCUACAGAAAAACCCUACUUCAUAGCCCCUACCCUGCACGGAAUUCUGAACAAGAAGCAACUAGUUCCCCAGAAGCAGAAAGAGUAG
Molecule: messenger RNA, 2226 nt
Organism: Pteropus alecto (black flying fox)
Lineage: Eukaryota; Metazoa; Chordata; Mammalia; Chiroptera; Pteropodidae
Gene: SLC44A5
Product: solute carrier family 44 member 5
Exons: 22
Coding region: 1-2226 (741 amino acids)
Biological process (GO): transmembrane transport
Cellular component (GO): membrane
Molecular function (GO): transmembrane transporter activity
Source: RefSeq, a predicted model, not a curated record